Macadamia integrifolia is the source of this 1976-nucleotide messenger RNA. RefSeq names its product cytochrome P450 89A2-like. The record is from RefSeq and is a predicted model, not a curated record. Gene Ontology annotation, cellular component: membrane. Bases 248 to 1786 code for a protein of 512 amino acids. Lineage: Eukaryota; Viridiplantae; Streptophyta; Magnoliopsida; Proteales; Proteaceae. Gene Ontology annotation, molecular function: oxidoreductase activity, acting on paired donors, with incorporation or reduction of molecular oxygen, NAD(P)H as one donor, and incorporation of one atom of oxygen; heme binding; iron ion binding. The transcript has a single exon.
UUACCAGAUAAACAUGCACAUAUUAUCGUACCAUAAAAAAAUAAAAAAAAUAAUAAAAAAAAAGUAAUGGACAUAUGAAUUCACGUCAGCUCACGAGUCACGUGGCCAUCAAUCUUAGAAAAUUCGAAUAAUUUCAUAAUCGGUGGGGCGAUGCAAAGUCAACACCAACACCCUGUAAAUUGCUGACCUUAAGAUGCCAUUUUAGCCACCGUUUGACUACUUACUCCAGAGUUGAGAAGCUCCAAUCAUGGAGUUCUGGCUCGUCCUCAUCCUUUCGCUCUGCCUCUGUGCAGCCCUCAAACUCGUCGUUGAUGUCGUUUCUCACAACAAAUCAAACCAAUCAAAGCUCUCUCUUCCACCAGGGCCUCCUAAAGUACCCAUAAUCGGCAGUUUCCUCUGGCUUCAGAGAUCCUCCUUCUCACAAAUUGAGCAAAUCCUGAACAAUCUCCGCCACAAGUAUGGCCCUAUAGUCACCCUCCACAUCGGGUCACGACCAUCGAUCUUCAUCACCAACCACUCCCUUGCCCACCAAGCCCUCAUUGAGAACGGUGCUACCUUUGCGGACCGCCCACCAGGCAUGUCCAUCAGUCGCAUUAUCAACGGCAAUCAUCACAACAUCAACUCCGCCCCUUAUGGCCCUAUUUGGCGGCUCCUCCGCCGGAAUCUCACCUCCGAGGUCCUCCACCAUUCACGGGUUAAAUCCUUUGCUCAAGCUCGCAAAUGGGUCUUGGAGAUGUUAACUGAAAGGUUGAAACAUCAUGUUGAAUCUGAGGAGCCCGUGCGAGUCAUGGAUCAUUUUCAGUACACCAUGUUUUCCUUGCUGGUCCUCAUGUGCUUAGGGGAAAAACUCGAUGAGAAAGUCAUUAGAGAGAUCGAAGAAAUACAGAGGACCAUGCUUGUCAAUGGGAGAAGAUUUAGAGUAUUUCUUUUCUUCGGAAAAUUGGGGAAAAUGGUAUUCAGAAAACGCUGGCACCAGUUGCUUGAGAUGCGCCGCAGACAAGAAUCUGUUCUCAUUCCUUUAAUCCAAGCCCGCAGAGAAAGAAAGGAGAAGAAACGAGAGAACCCAGAUGAAUUUGUAGUCUCUUACGUUGAUACACUAUUUGAUCUUCAAAUCCCGGACGAAGGAGGACGAAAGCUCUCCGAGGAAGAAAUGGUGACUCUCUGCUCGGAGUUUCUAAGCGCCGGCACUGACACGACAUCUACGGCGUUGCAGUGGAUCAUGGCAAACCUGGUGAAGCACCAAGAAAUCCAAGAAAAGCUCUACUAUGGAAUCGAAGGAGCUGUUAGUUCAGGAGAAAAGAAGAUCAAAGAAGAGGAUUUGCAGAAGAUCCCAUAUCUGAAGGCAAUAGUGUUGGAAGGGUUGAGGCGACACCCACCAGGUCACUUCGUGCUGCCACAUACUGUCACUGAAGAUAUUGUGUUGGACGGACAUGUUAUACCAAAGAAUGCUACGGUGAAUUUUAUGGUUGCUGAGAUGGGGUGGGACCCAAAAGUUUGGGAAGAUCCAAUGGAGUUCAGGCCAGAGAGAUUCUUGAGCAACGAUGGGGAAGUCUUCGAUAUAACAGGGAGUAGGGACAUUAAGAUGAUGCCAUUUGGUGCAGGCAGAAGGAUUUGCCCUGGAUUAGGAUUAGCUUUACAUCACUUGGAGUAUUUUGUGGCGAAUUUGGUCAGAGAUUUCAAAUGGAGGACCGUGGAAGGUGAUGAUGUUGACUUGUCAGAGAAGCAAGAGUUCACAGUCGUGAUGAAGAACCCACUACGGGCCUAUAUCGCUCCAAGGGUAAAAUAAGAGAUCUUUGGGCUAGUUCAUUACUCAAUCUUUAGAAUUCACAAACCUGUGUGGUAUGUUAAUCAAAAUAACCUCCCCCAUACGGCGAGUGGUGACUUGAAUUCUAGAUGAUAAGUGUGGUUAUUUAUCUUUUUUUUUUGGUCUCUGUUCAUACUAUUUUAUCCGUAUUUUGUCUAUACUUUGGGAAAAA